This is a messenger RNA of Brassicogethes aeneus, 501 nucleotides long. NCBI's taxonomy places the organism in Eukaryota, Metazoa, Arthropoda, Insecta, Coleoptera, Nitidulidae. The record is from the annotation of a GenBank genome assembly.
AUGAUUAAAAAAAUAAACUUAUUUAAAAAGAAAGACUCGGACAAUGAAUUUUUAAGCGUCCUAAGAGAAAAAAAACUUAAGGACAAUCCGAAUAAUAUAAAUGAAAAGGACCUAAUUGAAUGUGGUCCUUCAUCUGGAGGGAAAAAUGACUGUGAAAUUGAUGAAAACAGCAGUUCCGACAAGGAAAACUCGGAUAAUAACUUUACCUCGCUCGGAGUUGACACUUUCGUAUUAAUCAAAAUACCCAUUCAAAAUUCAUCAAAUUAUAAAUAUUAUGCUGCUAAGAUCAUACACAGAAAUAAUGAUGAUGGUGAAGCUUCUCCCUAUUAUACAGUUAGAUUUUUAAGAAAGAAAGGCGAGAAAGACACCUACUUUUAUUUUCCAGCUGUCCCAGAUGAAAGUGUUGUCGAAAAAUUUGAUAUUUUACAAAUUUUGAAGCCAGUGCCUAUGCGUAGAGAAAGAUAUAAAUUCUCUAAUAUGCCAAAGAAGUCUGUAGAAUAA